AUGACUCUAGGGUUGGCUGAUGGUAUUUUUGGGUGGUGUGCUGUAGCAUUGUGCCUCAUUUGGCUUGUUCCAACGUACAUCAUAUAUCAAAGAUACUUUCAUCCGUUGGCAAAGUUUCCCGGAGAAUUUGCCGCUAGCAUUACGGACUUUACAAAGGCUUCCUACUUUUGCUCGUUGAGCAUAGACAAAAAGAUCCUCAGCUUACAUGAGAAAUACGGCCCAGUGGUACGCAUUUCGCCGAAUGAGCUCAGCUUUUGGGACCCAGAAGCUCUAUCGGCCAUUUUUAAAUCUGGCGGACGAGCUAUGACGAAAAGUUCAUUUUUUGAUGGUUUUACGACUUUCGACCCCAAUUUAUUUGGGAACCGUAAUGAAGAGGCAUGUCCAAAUCGCAUUCACGCGCUGCGGAGACGACAGAUGGCACAUAGCUUCUCAACAGCUUCCCUCAUAAGUAUGGAAGAAAUUUUUGACCGACAUGUUAUGCAAAUGAGGGAUAAACUAGACCGCUACGCCAAGUCUGGAGAAAAGCUUAACCUCAAAAAGAUCAUAGCCUUCUACGCCUACGAUGUACUAGGCGAGCUUGCUUUUGAUACUCAAUUCGAAUCACAGGUCAAGGACGACGAGUCAAAUCUCCCCCCAAUAAACGACCAUAUUUUUCUUGGCUGUCUGUACGGCUCGCUACCCUCCUUGCUUCCCUACUCUAUGAAAUUGUCCGGCUUUCUUCCGAUACCCUGGCUGCAGACUCUUAAUCGGAGCCGGCAAAGUAUUCGCAACACAGUGGCGCGCUGCGUGUCGACUAUGUUUGGAGAAACGUUAGAAAAUGAUGAGAAAAAGUCAAACACUCUCCUAUCACAGCUCAUGAAAGCCAAAGAUCCUGAGACAGGAAAAAAGCUUACGGUAACUGAGAUUUCAUCUGAAGCAUUCGGCUUUCUUGUUGCAGGUUCCCACACCACUUCGGGUACCUUAACGCUCUUAUUUUAUCAUCUGCUUCACGAUUCCGAGAUAUACUCUCAGGUUGUAGAGGAGAUGAGGCGAGAACUCCCUUUGCUCGAACAGGGUGCAUAUCCUUACACUGGAUUGGAAGCCAAACUGCCCUAUACGACAGCCUGUAUGCGAGAGAAUUUUCGGCACACGCCUGUAUUUACCAUGCCGCUUACGCGACAAGUUAUGUCCCAGGGCGGGACAGUAAUUGCAGGCACAGAAAUUCCAGCGGGUACAAACGUAUCAAUCACCAACCACGCUCUACAUCAUAACCCCAGCAUUUGGGGGCCAGACUGCGAUGAAUACAAGCCAUCUCGAUGGCUUAGAGAUGGAUAUGCAAAAGAAAAUCUCAAGUACUUAAUGCCUUUCGGUGCCGGCCAUCGGAUGUGCAUAGGUCGAAAUAUUGCAAUGGCGAAUAUGUUGAAAGUGGUUAGUGUUGUAUUGAGGAACUAUGAGCUGGAAGCGGUGGAUAAAGAUGAACCCCUGAAAGUUGUAACGGUUGGGAUAGGAGAGAAGGAAGGUCCUUUGUGGUGUCGUAUCAAGAAAAUGAGUUGUUGA
Molecule: messenger RNA, 1536 nt
Organism: Trichoderma harzianum CBS 226.95
Lineage: Eukaryota; Fungi; Ascomycota; Sordariomycetes; Hypocreales; Hypocreaceae
Exons: 3
Coding region: 1-1536 (511 amino acids)
Molecular function (GO): oxidoreductase activity, acting on paired donors, with incorporation or reduction of molecular oxygen; monooxygenase activity; heme binding
Source: RefSeq, a predicted model, not a curated record